Aspergillus uvarum CBS 121591 is the source of this 798-nucleotide messenger RNA. RefSeq names its product Zn(II)2Cys6 transcription factor domain-containing protein. The transcript has 4 exons. Gene Ontology annotation, molecular function: DNA-binding transcription factor activity, RNA polymerase II-specific; zinc ion binding. Lineage: Eukaryota; Fungi; Ascomycota; Eurotiomycetes; Eurotiales; Aspergillaceae. Gene Ontology annotation, biological process: regulation of DNA-templated transcription. The record is from RefSeq and is a predicted model, not a curated record. The coding region runs from base 1 to 798 and encodes 265 amino acids.
AUGUUCCGAAGGAAAUCACGAUCCAAGACAAUGGUCUCGCACGACAUAUCUGCACGUUGCUCCCGCAAACGAGUGACAAAGGCGUGUCAACGAUGCAAAGUGAAGAAAUCAAGAGUAGGAUGCAGUGGAGACGCUCCAUGCGAGUCCUGCAAAGCCACAAACGCCGUUUGUAUCUAUCGAGAGGAUAAACCAAAAAGACAUCGGGUGUUAACACAGAGUUAUGUGCAACUCAUCGAAGACCAACAUGAACUGCUCGUCCGUGGCCUGCGAGAGCUUUACCAACGAACGGUCACAGGAGGAAGCAUGAAACGGAUAGCUAGCGAUCGACCAUUAUCCGUGAAUGACAUAUUAUACAAUUUGGGUAUAUAUGAUGCGCCAACCGAGGAUUCACCCAAAACACCUCCCACCCCCCUGCAGCUACGGGAGGAGUGCACCGAAAAGGAAGACGAGAGGAAAGAUCGAUACCUAGACACAAUCCAACCGAACACCGACGUACAAUCGUGCCCUAACCAAUGGUACGGGGAUACCGGCAGUGUAUUUUCGGAUUUCCUGUACUCGCCAUCAUCUUUCGGCUUCUCGCCCAGCAUAUCAUCACUGCCUGAUUGCCCGACAUACAUGAGCUCUGUCAUCACGCCAGACGUCGGACCUCCAUUUCAAAUGAGCCCCUCUUCAUGUAUGAUCGCGGAAAAUGUCUCUACAACAGCAGACGGCAAUAUUCUCUCGCCGUGGGCGAUGUACCGGAUCGCCCUGAAUGCCCCAAACUUUGCGCUGUACGAGCCUCUCGGUACUGCAUUUUAG